AUGCUCGGAGGACAACCAGCUGUAUCAUCUUCAUUCGUAAACGCAGAAGAGAAAUUUAAUUGCUCAAAAGGAGUGUCGAUGGAAACGUCGAAGGUUUGUGAUGGUCGUAAGGAUUGUUCAGAUGGUUCAGACGAGACCAUAGGAUUGUGUGCUCGAAACGAUGAGUAUCGAAAAAAAAUUUCCGUCAAACAAUAUAGAAGCACCAAAGAGAAGUUUAAUUGUUCAAAUGGAGUGUCGAUCGAAACGUCGAAGGUCUGUGAUGGUCGUAAGGAUUGUUCGGAUGGUUCAGACGAGACCAUAGGAUUGUGUGCUCGAAACGAGUAUCGAAAUAAUUUUUCUACCGAAUGCGGUAAAGUGCAUUAUACGAACCAAGAAAAGAUCGAAAAUGGCCAAAACGCAAUUUUCGGAACGGCACCUUGGCAUGUUGGAAUUUAUAGAUUCGUUAAUAACGUUUCCAAUUAUGAAUUGCUUUGUGGGGGAUCACUAAUUUCUUCACAUUUAGUCAUUUCGGGCGCUCGUUGUUUUUGGUAUCAUCGUCGUUACACAUCUAAUAAAAUAUCAAACAUCGACGGUCUGUACAAAAUUGCCGUCGGGAAAUAUGACAGAAAUAUUUCAAUCAUUGACAAUAACUUUACUCAAAUAAUGGAUGUGGCAAAUGUUUACGUGGAAAAAGGUGGAUUUUUUGAGUAUUUAAAUAAUAAAAUAGCCAUUGUUGUGUUAAGAAACCCAGUUUCUUUUAGUUAUUAUGUUGCGCCUGUUUGUAUUGACUGGAAUGGAGAAUACAAUGUAGUCAAUGAUGAUCGCGGAAAGAUUGUUAGUUGGGGAUAUCCGAAUAACGGCAGUAUAAGUCCUAUUGCAUUGGAAUUAUCUUUAUCAUACGUCGACCUUAGUACUUGCCAAAAAAUGUACCCAAACGUAUCUCGUACUGUUUUGACUUUUGAUAAGUUUUGUACCGCUUCUAAAUUGGGACCAGAUGUAUGUGUGCAAUAUGAUGGUGAUGGAUUAAGCUUUUUCCACAACAAUUCUUACUAUUUAACUGGAGUAACAGGUAUCAAGAAUCCACUAAGUUCACUAACGGUGUUUACAGAAGUUAAACACCACGUGCAUUGGAUUCUUAGACUGUAUAACAAACACAAAUAA
Molecule: messenger RNA, 1140 nt
Organism: Macrosiphum euphorbiae (potato aphid)
Lineage: Eukaryota; Metazoa; Arthropoda; Insecta; Hemiptera; Aphididae
Source: the annotation of a GenBank genome assembly